UCCAAAUUUGUUGGGAUAUUUUACUUCCAAACAGACAUUUUUCGACAAAAAGAAUACGAGUGCAAAUAGGUUACAACCUGUCUUGCCAGCCCCAAUACUCAUACAUUGCUGCAAGCUAACUGGCUACUAGUAGCUUCGACUUGAGGGAUUGUUCCUUAACGUGCGUGAAAAACAAAUCGCUUCCUUCUUUUGAAGAGGAUAAAGAGGACCUGCGCUGCAUAGCUUGUUCUGAAUGUCAUUUUCCUGGGGUCUGGAUUUUAUUCUACCAACGGAGUUUUAUCUAAAUCAGGCUAUUCCAUCUACUAGUAUCUUGAUAUUAGGACGACAGCGACGGGUGUCGGAAAGGUGUUAUCGAGGCAGCACAGAGGCAGAGAGUGAGGAUGCUGACUGGUAAAUUGGUGAAAGACAUAGACAGAUAUCAAGCUGUCCUUACCUCGCUACUAUCACUCGAGGAGAACAAAUUCUGCGCGGAUUGUGAAUCAAAAGGUCCCAGAUGGGCGUCAUGGAACCUGGGUAUAUUCAUCUGUAUCCGCUGUGCUGGGAUCCACAGGAACCUGGGCGUCCACAUCUCCAGGGUCAAGUCUGUCAACCUGGACCAAUGGACACAGGAACAGAUACAGUGUGUUCAGGAGAUGGGGAAUGCCAAGGCCAGACGACUUUAUGAAGCUUUCCUACCAGAGUGCUUCAUACGACCAGAGACUGACCAGUCAGCAGAGAUGUUCAUCAGGGACAAAUAUGAGAAGAAGAAGUACAUGGACAAGAUCCUAGAUGUCAACAGGCUUAGAAAAGAGAAGACCUGUGAAAACAUCCCCAUGGAGCCAGUAGUGUUUGAGAAGAUGAAGUUGAAGAGAGAAAACAGCCCAAAGACACAGACCCAGUCUCCAUCUAUCUCAGACCUCCUAGGACUUGACGCUCCUGCUCCUCAUGCUGUUGUAUCUAAUGGUAGAUCCAGCCCUGGAGAGAGGGGGUGUCCUGCGGCGGCUAACCCAGCUACGAUGCAUUCUGACCUGAAUCUAUUCAGCCCCCUGCCUGCCUCCUCCACCACCUCCACCAAGACCACAGUGAGAUUCAGAGAGAGGGACCAGUUAUACACAGACAGAUUGACAAACAAACAGACAGACACACCGGUGGGUAGCUCCAUGCCCAGGGGUUGUGUGGCUGCAUCGGUACCCGAGAACCUCAGCCUGUUCCUGGACUCAGCACCCAGACAGGAGGGCUCUAGGACAAAGAUGUCUAAGGACUCCAUCCUCUCCCUCUACGGAACCACACCCACAUGGCACCAGAACCUGGCUGCACGAGCUGGCCUGUACAUGAACCCAGCCCAGCUGGGCUACUACGGAUCAUACCAUUCCCUGGCCACGCAGGGGGGAGCGAUGGGAGGAGGCAUGAUCACAUCACACUCCAUGAUGGCCCUGAGUGGUCAGCAGCAGAACGGUGUGAUGGGAGGACCGCAGAACGGAAUGGUACUAGCACAGCAGAAUGGAAUGGUACUAGCACAGCAGAAUGGAAUGGUACCAGCACAGCAGAAUGGAAUGGUACUAGCACAGCAGAAUGGAAUGGUACCAGCACAGCAGAAUGGAAUGGUACCAGCACAGCAGAAUGGAAUGGUACCAGCACAGCAGAAUGGAAUGGUACCAGCACAGCAGAAUGGAAUGGUACCAGCACAGCAGAAUGGAAUGGUACCAGCACAGCAGAAUGGAAUGGUACUAGCACAGCAGAAUGGAAUGGUACUAGCACAGCAGAAUGGAAUGGUACUAGCACAGCAGAAUGGCUUUAUGGCUCAACAGGGUGUCAUGGGGCAAGCGGUCAACACAUCCCCGUUCCUGGUAGGAGUGCCCCACAACAUGAUUGCUCAGCAGCAAAGCAUCAUGGGAGCUCAGCAUAAAGGUAUGAUGGGAGCUCAGCAGAACGGCAUGAUGGGAGCUCAGCAGAACGGCAUGAUGGGAGCUCAGCAGAACGGCAUGAUGGGAGCUCAGCAGAACGGCAUGAUGGGAGCACCGCAGAACGGCAUGAUGGGAGCUCAGCAGAACGGCAUGAUGGGAGCUCAGCAGAACGGCAUGAUGGGAGCACCGCAGAACGGCAUGAUGGGAGCUCCGCAGAACGGCAUGAUGGGAGUUCCGCAGAACGGCAUGAUGGAAGUUCCGCAGAACGGCAUGAUGGGAGCUCAGCAGAACGAUAUGAUGGGAGCUCAGCAGAUCGGCAUGAUGGGAGCUCAGCAGAACGAUACGAUGGGAGCUCCGCAGAACGGCAUGAUGGAGGCUCAGCAGAACGGCAUUAUGGGAGCACAGCAGAACGGCAUGAUGGGAGCUCAGCAGAACGGCAUGAUGGGAGCUCAGCAGAACGGCAUGAUGGGAGCUCCGCAGAACGGCAUGAUGGGAGCUCAGCAGAGCGGCAUGAUGGGAAUUCCGCAGAACGGCAUGAUGGGAGCUCCGCAGAACGGCAUGAUGGGAGCUCAGCAGAGCGGCAUGAUGGGGGCUCAGCAGAACGGCAUGACGGGAGCUCAGCAGAACGGCAUGAUGGGGGCUCAGCAGAACGGCAUGACGGGAGCUCAGCAGAACGGCAUGAUGGGGGCUCAGCAGAACGGUAUUAAGGGGGGAGUGGCGGCCGUGCCUCAGCAGGUGUACGGAGUACAGCAGUGUCAGCAGCAACAGUGGAACAUCACUCAGAUGACCCAGCACAUGGCGGGAGUGAACUUCUAUGGAGCCAACGGCAUGAUGGGAUACGGCGGUCAGCACAUGGAAGGACCAACGACUCAAAGCUCCACCCACAUGAUGACAUCACACAUCUGGAAGUGAUGUCAUUAUCUGAAGAGGAAGUGAAGUUGAUGUCACUAGAGCAGCAGUGGUUCUUGGGAGGUUUCGAUCUGGCCUCAUGUACAGGCCAGCUUUUCUAUUAAACUCUCCAUCAGACA
Oncorhynchus mykiss (rainbow trout) is the source of this 2911-nucleotide messenger RNA. NCBI's taxonomy places the organism in Eukaryota, Metazoa, Chordata, Actinopteri, Salmoniformes, Salmonidae. The record is from RefSeq and is a predicted model, not a curated record.